CCACAAAUCUGAGCUUUAUCUGUUCCUGAUCCAAUACGAUUUGAAUAAUGAAAUACUCGGGAACACUUACAUUUGUGUAUCCUGCAUCAUAAAAAAAUCUUAUAAGAGCAUGUUGAAACUUCAAAACAUGAUUUUCAUUGGAGUGGGUCUUUAAAGAACUUUGUCAAUAAUGAUUCUAAAAUUGGGGGUAAAGUGCACCCCCCACACACCUCCCUCAGCCCUGCCCGUGGUUUAAGACCACAUCAGCCCCUCCUGGUUCCAUUAAAAUGCUGAUUUAUCACAAACCGGUAGUCAUAGUUCAGGUAUUUUGUCCCACCCUUCUCCACAUGGAGGUCUUUAGUCAUAUUUGCUCAGUUGCUUAACCUCAGGAGUGUCAGGGUGCAGCAGAAAAUUACAGACACAAACUUGUAGAAGAGUAAAUGCAGGAAAAUGUAGCAAUAUUUCAAAAAUCUAAUUUACAUGAUAUACUUUAGAAAAAAAAAAUCUGAAAAAAAUCUUAUAGUUUUUAGUUCCUAAUUUGUGUUGUUGAUGGAAUAAGUGUGUAAUCUGAGUUUUGCCAUGCGUGAGAAACCUCCUGAUAACCCCGGAUUCAGUCAGCAGUGAGUCCACCCACUGAGCUUUCUGAUAGAGGGAUGGCGCUGUAAUCCCGCCGUCAGACACCGCUGGAGCUGCUGUUGUUGGCUGCUGGGUAUGACGCGGAGCUGCAUGCAGUCUGCGCUCCCAUCACGGUCUGGCUCUGACUCGACAGCAGCUGCGCUCCAUCCUCUCAUCUUCUUGUACCACUAAUGCUCUGAUACCGGAGCCAUGCGCCGCCGGAACAUCCCCUAAAGGGCGUGGCGUCUCAUCAAACGUGUCACUGAAAGGUGGCGAGUAAUAAAUAGGAUUCUUACUUUUAUUGCGUUUUGAUUUUCCGUCAGACAGCUCUCCAUGUAUUCAGUGAGCUCCAGUUCGGGGAACCCUUCCCUCCACUGCUCCAUGUCUUCCUCGGCGGAUGUCUCGGAUGACGAUGACUGCAGCUUUAAAUCCGGAUCGGCAUCACCGGCACCCGGUGACACUUUACCCUGGAACCUGCCCAGACACGAGCGGUCCAAAAGGAAGAUCCAGGGCAGAUCGGUGCUGGAUCCGGCAGAGAGAGCCGUGCUCCGGAUCGCAGAUGAAAGAGACAGAGUGCAGAAGAAGACUUUUACAAAAUGGAUAAACCAGCAUCUAUUAAAGGUCCGAAAGCAUAUUAAUGACCUGUACGAAGACUUACGGGAUGGACAUAACCUGAUCUCACUGUUGGAGGUUUUGUCUGGAGAUACACUGCCAAGGGAGCGUGAUUUUCUGAAGACUUUGCGGUUGGUGAGUGGGACAGAAGCAUGUGCAGUUGAGCAGCAUGGAGACACAGUGGAUGAUGAUGAUAAGGGGCCUCGGGAAAGAGGAAGGAUGCGUUUCCACAGACUCCAAAAUGUACAAAUAGCCCUGGAUUAUUUAAAGAGGCGGCAGGUAAAACUUGUAAAUAUCAGGAAUGACGACAUCACAGAUGGAAACCCAAAACUGACGCUGGGGUUGAUCUGGACCAUCAUUUUGCACUUUCAGAUCUCAGAAAUCCAUGUGACAGGGGAGUCUGAGGACAUGACAGCCAAGGAGAGACUGCUGCUCUGGUCCAAGCAGAUAACAGAUGGCUAUGUGGGCGUACGGUGUGAAAACUUUACAACUUCCUGGAGAGAUGGAAGGCUGUUUAAUGCUAUCAUCCAUAAGUACAGACCAGAUUUGGUUGACAUGAGUCAGGUGUCUACACAAACCAAUCGCUCGAACUUGGAGCAAGCGUUUUCUGUAGCUGAGCAGUUGGGAGUGGCCAGAUUGCUGGAUCCUGAGGAUAUGGAUGUUCAGUCUCCAGACGAAAAAUCUGUCAUCACGUACGUCUCAACGCUAUACGACGCCUUCCCCAAAGUACCUGACGGUGUUGAUGGAGUGAGUCCUAAUGAUGUUGAUAUCAAAUGGGUAGAAUACCAGAACAUGAUUAAAUACCUCAGUCAGUGGAUCAAACACAACGUGGCUGUAAUGUCAAACAGAUCCUUCCCCAACAACCCUGCAGAACUAAAGGCACUUUAUACACAGUAUGUUCAGUUUAAAGAACAUGAAAUUCCACAAAAAGAAAACGAGAAAACAAAAAUCCAGAAUCUCUACAAGAUGCUGGAGAUGUGGAUCGAGUUUGGACGGAUUCAGCUGCCCCCGGGUCAUCAUCCAAAUGAUGUGGAGAAGGAAUGGGGUAAAUUGAUCGUUGCCAUGCUUGAAAGGGAGAAGAGCCUGCGGCCAGAGAUGGAAAGACUUGAAAUGUUGCAGCAGAUCGCCAACAGAGUCCAGCGGGACUGUGUUAAUGGUGAGGACAAGCUGGCACUGGCGAGAACAGCCCUGCAGUCUGAUGCAAAACGCCUUGAAUCUGGAAUUCAGUUCAUGCAUGAGGCUGAGAUCGCCAGCUAUCUAGUAGAGUGUGAAAACAUCCUCAGACAGCAAGUAGUGGACAUCCAAAUUCUUCUGGAUGGAAAGUUUCCAUUUGCAGAUCAGCUUGUUCAAAGGGUGUCAAAGCUCCGGGAUGAUCUUCUGACUCUAAGAGCUGAGUGCUCCUCUGUGUACAGCCAAAGUCGCACCCUGUCUACAGAGCAAACCAAAAUGAUGAUCUCCGGCAUCACGCAGAGCCUGAACUCCGGCUUCUCCCAGAGCAUCAACUCAAGCCUAACCUCCAGCAUUGGUCACACCCCAGGUGGCUUAAGUACACCCGGGUCCACGUUUACCUCAAGCCUUACACCUUGUCUGACCCCGUCCCUGACGCCCGGCCUUCAGCCCUCUUCGGUCCAGAGCUACAUGGGGAGUGGGGGGGGCAUGGAGCCAGGCAGCCUGAUGCAUUUGAAACACAUGCAGAUCCGUAAGCCUUUACUGAAGUCCUUACUGGCAGACCCCAACAUGACAGAGGAGGAAGUCAACAUGAAAUAUGUGCAGGACCUCCUGAACUGGGUGGAGGAGAUGCAGCUCCAGCUCGAGAGGUCAGAGUGGGGCUCUGAUUUACCAACCGUGGAGAUGCAUUUGGAGAACCACAAGGGCGUGCACAGAGCCAUUGAAGAAUUUCAGAUGAGUCUUAAAGAUGCCAAGCUGAGUGAGAUUCAGAUGACAUUACCCCUAAAACUGACUUACUCUGACAAACUCAACAAACUGGAGAGGCAGUAUGAAAGGCUGCUGAGUUACUCACGGGAAAGACAAAACAACCUGGAGAACCUGCACGACUUUGUAUCACAAGCAACUCAAGAACUGAUCUGGUUGAAUGAGAAGGAGGAAGAGGAGGUGGCCUUUGACUGGAGCGAUCGCAACAGCAGCAUCUCCAAAAAGAGAGACUAUCACGCUGAUCUGAUGAGGGAGUUGGAUGAAAAAGAGGAGGCCAUCAAGUCUGUGCAGGACAAGGCUGAGCGCCUCAUGUUCAAGAAUCACCCUGCCAGGCUGACGAUUGAAGCAUACAAAGCAGCGCUGCAGACUCAGUGGAGUUGGAUCUUACAGCUCUGCUCAUGUGUGGAGCAGCACCUUAAAGAGAACGCUGUUUAUUUUGAGUUUUUCAGCGACGCCAAGGAGUCUAUGGACUAUCUUAAAAAUCUGCAAGACUCCAUUCAGAGAAAAUACAGCUGCGAUCGAUCUAGCAGUCUCCACAGACUGGAGGAUCUCAUUCAGGAGUCCAUGGAUGAAAAAGAACAGCUUCUGCAGUACCGCAGCACUGUUGCCGGGUUGGUGGGAAGAGCUAAGAACAUUGUGCAGCUCCGGCCCAGGAACCCAGAAAGUCCUCUCAGAUGCUCCAUUCCUGUCAAAGCGAUUUGCGACUACCGUCAGAUAGAGAUUACCAUCUACAAAGAUGAUGAGUGUGUUUUGGCCAAUAACACUCAUCGGGCCAAGUGGAAAGUCAUCAACCCAGCUGGGAACGAGGCAAUGGUUCCCUCCGUUUGCUUUACUGUGCCACCACCUAACAAAGAGGCUAUUGAAGUGGCAACAAAAACCGAGCAGCUGUAUCAGAACGUCUUGGCUUUGUGGCACCGCUCCCACAUCAACAUGAAGAGUGUGGUGUCUUGGCACUAUCUGAUGGGAGACAUACGUGCAAUCCGCAACUGGAAUGUGGCCUCGAUAAAGACAAUGUUGCCGGGUGAGCACCAGCAGGUCCUGAGCAGCCUGCAGUCUCACUUUGAUGAGUUCCUGGAGGACAGUGAGGAGUCAGAGGUGUUCACUGUGGCUGAUUGUGCACAGCUUGAAAGAGAUGUGGCGGGCUGCAAGGAGUACUACCAGGAACUUCUAAGAUCUGCAGAAAGAGAGGAACACGAAGAGUCUGUCUACAAUCGUUACAUCUCAGAAAUCCGGAACUUCCGUAUGCAUCUGGAGGCUCAUGAAGAACACCUUAUCAGACAAAUCCGCUCACCACUGGAGAGGGACGACUUGGAGCAGAGUCUGCAGCGCAUCACAGAGCAUGAGAGAAAGGUGGCUGAACUGGAGAGGCUGAAAGAGGAUCUGGAUGUCCUGAAGGGGAAGUGUGACCUUUUCCUCAGGCAGGCUGCAGGUUCUCCAUCUGUGUCAAUGCUUUCAUCCGAACUCGCUACCAUUGUUCAGCACAUGGGCCAAGUGUCCUCCAUGUCUUCCAUUUAUAUGGACAAACUGAAAACCGUGAGUUUAGUGGUGAAGCACAGCCAGAACGCAGAGGGUCACGUUAAGACCUACGAGUCUAAACUCUACGAGGAGGACGCCAUGAACUCUGACAUCAGAUCCAUUGAAAGCGUCAUUUCUACAUUGAAGCAAUGGCGUGCAGAGAUUGACGAGAGGCAGGAAGUGUUCCACGACAUGGAGGACGAGCUGCAGAAAGCUCGCGUCAUCAGUGAUCGCAUGUUUAAGACCCAUAACGAACGCGACUUUGACCUCGAUUGGCACAAGGAGAAGGCUGAUCAGUUGAGCGAGAGAUGGCAGAGCAUUCACUCUCAGAUUGAUGGCAGGCUUCGGGAUCUGGAUGGUAUUAGCAAAUUACUGAAGCACUACAGGGAGUCAUACAGCAGCGUUGAUGAAUGGAUCAUAGAACUGGAAACAGCCCAGCUGAAGGCUCAAGAAAACAAACCAGAUGACAGCAAGGCUCUGGCUGAGCUGCUGAACAAGCAAAAGGUCCUUGUUUCUGAAAUUGAACAAAAGCAGAGCAGGAUCGACAUGUGUCAGAAGUACUCAGAGCAGUAUUCAUCUGCUAUUAAGGAUUACGAACUUCAGCUCAUGACAUUCAGAGCAAUGGUGGACUCCCAACACAAAUCUCCCCUGAAGAAACGCAGGAUGCAGAGUUCCUCUGACGCCAUCCAGCAGGAGUUUAUGGAUCUGCGGACCCGCUACACCGCUCUUGUGACUCUCAUCACACAGUAUGUGAAGUUUGCAAGCGAAACACUAAAAAGAGCCGAAGAUGAAGAGAGAUCUGUUGAUGAGGAGAAGAGAGAGCAUGGUGAUAAGGUUAGCAAGCUGUUGCACUGGAUGUCCGAUGUGAAACGGACCGUGAGCAAUGAUGCAAAAGCCCUGAAAGAUACUAAUGCCAACACAGAUGCUUCAAAUAAACCCAAGGUGUCCGCUGAGGAAAUGGUUGCCAAAAAAGAGCAAGUUGCAGAAGCGCUCAAGAGCACGCAAAUGUUGCUCGACAAGCACGGUGAAAAGAUGACAGAAGAAGACAGAAAGAAGACAGAGGAGCAACUGGCGGCUCUGAGUGAGGCUUACAGCGAACUCUGCCAGCAGUGCUCGGAUCAGACAAACUCUGCAGAUGAGAAUUUCAAAAUGACCCAUUGUUUGAUGGAUGAAGUAACUUGGGUCACUUUUCCAGAGUCCCAAGUAACCCCCAACCCCUCCCUGUAUGAGACAAGUGUGGACCAUGAAAAAACUAUCCCAUACAAGUCUGCACCAAAGCACCCAUCACAGUACGAAGCAGACAAAUGCAUACAAAGUUUGCACAUUUCCUCUGUGUCCCUGUCUGACGUGGCAGCAGCAAGGGGAGGGUCAGAAUAUGAAGAACUGGUCAUUAAAAUAAUAGAGAUCAGUGAGGAGGAAGAUGGAGUGGAUGUGUGGUACACAGGAGACACACUGACUCUGGACAAAGCUUUUGAGUGGAGUCUCAUUCCUGCUUCCCUGUAUGCUGAAAUUCUUCAGAGACAGAAAUCCACUCAGGAUUUUGAUGAAAACCUUUCUCUUAUUGAGGAUGAGGAGCUGUUGGAAUCUUGUGAGGUGAACAGAAUGAUCCUAAACUGCCUCAACAGGCCUAAAUCCAAUGAACCAGAGAGAAAUAUAAAGAUUUUAAGGUCUUUAAAUGGUGACUUAAAGGAUCAAAAGAUCACAUCAAGGGAAGAUGUUACAGAAAAAGAUAGAAAUCUAGUAUCACAAAACUCUCAUGAAGGUGUUGAUUUGAGGGUGGAUGCAGCCGUUCAGUGUGAUUUGAUGAGUUGCAGCAGCUGCCUCACUGUGUUGGGACACCAGCAGCAGUUUUUAGGGCUGGUUUUGCCAAAGUCUGAGCAAACCAUGACAGCUUCACUCCAUCAACAGAUCGAUCAUCAAAUCAACGUGAUCAGCAGCAGACUGUUGAGUAGUCCAAGAAAAAUUGCAGCAUUUUAUAUUCCAGAGUGUUCAGAGGUGAUGGAUUUCACUACUGCUGUUCAAUAUGGUUUCGUCGACGCUCGCACAGCAGAUGUGCUGAAGUCUGUUGAGAUUCCUGAUGAGUUUCCUGAUUUUAAUGAUCUUUGUGAAAAGUUUUCAUCUUGGCUUAUAUAUAAAAGAGUAUCAGUUGAGGGAUGGCAGCGCAGUUCGGUGGGUGCAGAGGGGGGCAGACCAACUCCCACAGAAGCAGAACAGUUGUUCAUCUCACACCUGAUGAUCAAUAGUUACAUUGAUCUAAAGUCAGCUCAGAGGGUGCUAAUCCUCGACAGUCAUUUAACACAAGUGACUCAGGCUUUUCUUGAAGACUUUAAGCUCAGGGAUCCUUCAAAGCCCACUGAUGUGAAGAUGCGUUCACAUAUCAACAGAGAAACAGAGAAACUGGUGGAAAACACUAUCGAUGCAGAUGAUGUUUUUAGGGACAUAACAUUUAAUGAAAGGUCACAGCUUUUAUUUGAACCUCACAGUUGUUCCUCUCUAAGCAAUAAAACCAAAAUGUUUGAAGCAAAGCCUCUCACAACUGAAAUACUGGAUAAUGGAGACCGUCCAGAUACAAUCGAGCCCACUGAGCAAGAUGAAGGCCAAUCUGAAAGCAGUACAAACUGGAAUGGCUUAAAUUAUUUUGGACAGAAAAACUACAAAGAUGAAUUCAAAUUUGAAAACCUUGAAGCCCAAUCAUCUCCAGAAACAUCAGGCUCAUCCAAAUUCUGCACAAAGUCACAAUUGGACGUGAUUGACUCUGAGUCGUCAUUUACGUCAUGCCUUCAGAAGCCGUACUUCAGGAAAUCAGUAAGUGCAGAUGACAGUCAGGCUGAGUUUUUGUCCUUUGAUGACCUAAUGGAGGAAGAAAGCCAAUCUGAUCACCCUGUUUCAUCUAUGUAUGCUCAAAUGGUAGCAGGGUGUGCUGCAGACAAUGAUCCUGAGGGAUAUUGUGACUUUACAGAAGCUUUUAUUUGGAGAGCAGCAGAUGAAAAAUCUGUCCUGGAGCUGAAUGACCCACAGUCUGAUGAAGAAAUGUGCAUCUUAGAGGCUGAGGAGGGGGCAGCAGGUGUUCUGAAACAGUCAAACCUGUAUCAAACACAACAGAACUUAUCGGAGUCUCCAUCAUCAUCUGAAAACAAACACAUUGAUCCUCAAAGCAGCUUUUAUCCCAAUGGAAAUAACAUUUUAUUUACUUCUGAGGAUGACAGCUUAUGCUUAUCGGAUAAGAAUACAGUUGAAAAUGUGCUGCAUCCCUCUGAGAGGAAGGUUCCUGUCGUGUUCCUUGAUUUACCCAAAGAGGACUCUGACAGUGCAGAAAUAGAAAAACAAAGAAAGUCAAAAAUGAGACCAGACUGUGAGGAUCACUCUCAUCAGCAUGAGAUGAACUCACCGUCCUCUUGGAGUGAGACACCAGCAGACAAUAGUCCUCAGGCUGUGAAUGGUACCUCAAAGCUUGUAAUCAGUGAGCACCUGACAGGUGGAGCUAGUGUCAGCAGAAGUUUGGUAGAUGAUUCUGCUCCGACAGAGACAGUAUUAACCCCCUAUGUCUGCACUGACACACAGAGUCAACACAUUACUUCUGCUUUCAACGUAUGUGAGUCAAGCUGCCCUCUCACGGAUGAUGUUUUCACUGCUGUUUGUGUGGUCCCAUCAUCACAAAAGGAUAAAAACAGAAUAGGAACUGACAGAGUUACUACUCGCUCAUGUUUGGAUGAAGAUCCAGUUAGGAGUGCAGAUUGCUCAUCCUCCAGGGAUUUAGAUGCAGGUGGGGUCAUGUUUGCAUUAGAGGGUGGUGGUAACUAUGAUAUAAACUGUACAGAAAAUAGCAGCAGAAUUGCCUCACCCCAGCAACCGGGGCCUCUUUUGAUAGCCGACUGCAUCGUUGAAUCAAAGCGUGACUGUUUUCAGAAUGCUCAGAGUGAAGUUUUAACUCCUUCACAGAAUCUCCCUUCAUCUCAAUCACCAUCUGUUCCAUUCAGUAACCUGAAAGCAGAAGACACCAGUCACACAAGAUGUGAUAUGAAGGAUUUAAUUCUGACUGAUGAAGAGUUUGUGGGUUCAAAUAGUGAAACAAAUAAUUUCACAUUUCAGAAUGAGAGUCUUUACCCAUCAGAACAGCAUGGUGACAGUUGUGAGGCUUCUAGUGAUUCUGGGAAGAACUUUGCAUCAUGGCAGGAGAUAACCAAUGAUGAUAGAAAUGCACUGUGCUCUAAUCCACCCUCUGCAACACCAGACACUCCCUUUAGACAUUCAGAAAUAGAAGAGAAUGUAAGGUCUGUCUGUCAAUCAGAAUUUAAAAUAAUAAAUGAAAGCAUUUCAGACCAUUCUCAGGGAGCAGCUGAUGUCCUUUCAGAAAGCUGCAAUACAUUUACCAGUACCUCCAUAGAAUCGCAUAAUUCUUCACAGACAGCUGUAGAUGAUUGUGAGGAAAAGCUACUCAAAGACAGUGUUUUGCAAAAGGACAGAGAUGAUCUAGAGUGUCUAGAUUCUCAGGAGAGUAAUGGACCUGGCGGUGUUGUGGACAGCAGUUCCAUGUGUAUUUCCUCGGAAAUCCAGAGGCAGAACACCUUCAGUUCAAACAGCCAAGACAAAGAAAACUCACAAUCCGUGUGUCAGGAAGAAACUAUAACAGAAGAUUUGGAUGCUCCAAAUAUCCAGCAGCAGUUCCUGCAGCUUUUCCAGAGUGUUUCCUCAGACCAAGACUUCUCAGUCCUUCAGGAAAUGAUAGACUCACUGAGCAAUGCCCUUGGACCCAGCUCCAUGGAGGAGCGCUGGCACACUUUGGAGAGCAUUCAGGAGGAGAGCUUAGAGGAUGAGGAUGAGGAGGUCGCAGAAGAAGAGUCUAGACCCCAGUAUGCUGCUGCAGCAGUUCAAAGAACACCCCCUCAAGUUUCUGACUUCUCAGAAAAGUUUUCCGUUCAGGAUUACCUGGAGUGUAUCGGGAAACUUCAAGAUCACACGGACGCGUUAGAAGACAUAAGGAAAGACCUCUCAAUGCAGGGAAACACAAGCAAAAGCAUGGAAGAACUGCAGAUCUAUCUGGAUGAAUGUCAGAUUUUAGAGUCUGAACUUUCUAGAGUGGGUGAUGUUCUGACAGCAGAUGUGGAGAAAGCCAAACAGCUCCUGAAUUCUGCUGAUGAGGAUCUUCCCGUCCAAAUCCACAAAGAUUUGGCCUUGGCAUAUCGGCACCUGGAGCCAAACUUCACUGCUGUCUCCCAGAUGUGUGCAGAGAAGAAGAAGUCCCUCACUCAAGCAAUGGAGGAAGGACGGACAAACUUAGAAUCAGAGUACCAAAAACAUCUGACUGACCUCGACGGCCUCAGAAACACGAUUCAAAAAGCCUCUGACUUUUGGGAUGUUGACCUAAAAACAUGUGAUGAGGACGCACUAAAACAUCUGAGCCAUCAGAACAAGGACACAGAGGACAAUCUUCUCAAAGAAGCUAGGCUUAAGCUGGAGGACGUCACAUUUGAUAUCCAGUGCUUCAUUUCUGAAAACGCUCAGUUCCUGAGUCCAGCUCAGAGCAGCUACCUCCUCAAGUUCCUCACCACCACACAGCGGGCCCUCAGGGAGCAGACGGAAAGGAUCACGGCGCAGAGGAGCGCCUUGGAUGUCGCGUUGAACACUAACGAGAAAGAAAAUCAGGAGAAGUCUUUUUCAGUGAAACACAAGGAGUUUACAGAUAAGCUGGAGGACAUGUGUGACAGUCUCACGUUGACGGAAAACCGACUGAUUGGUCACAAACAGGAGGCUAAAACCAUUGAGUGCAUCCCAGACCUGCAGCAGUACCAACAGGAGCAUCAGGCUCUUCAGAAAGAUGUGCUGAUAAAUGCCAGUGCCUUAAACGAGGUAAUCAGCAGUUCUAAAAAGUUUUUGGAGGAGAACCGCAAUAAGAUGACACCAGAUCAGAUCGCCAUUAUCGAGAGCAAGUUGGAAGAGGCUAAAAGCAAAGCCAGCCUCAUAAACCAGCAGGCGGAGGAGUCCAAGAAAGACUUGGAGAAAAUAGUUACAACAACCAUAAAACAGGAGAGCGAAAAGGCUGCAGCUGUGGAACGACUUGAAGAAAAUAAGAAUAAAAUUGAAGGUCUUCUGGACUGGAUAUCCAACAUAGGGAAUGAAAACAAGAACAAUCAGGAUCAAAAUGACCAUAUAAGUAAAGAGAAUGGAAACCUGCCGGAGGAAACAUCAGCCAAAGGACUGAUAGACGAACACGAUGAUGCCAAUGGAAAUGCAGUGCAGACCCCUGAAAAUGAUUUAGGUGGAAAGAAAGAACGCCAGAGUGAUUCAGGGCUGGAUCUUGAUGACCAGUAUGGCAAAAUAAAGGCACGCCAUCAGGAGAUUCUGUCCCAACAGCAGAAUCUGAUUAUGGCCACCCGCUCCACGCAGGCUCUGCUUGACAAACAAGCCAACGUUCUGUCCUCUGAGGAGAAGGAGGCACUGCAGAAGAACAUCGAUGACCUGCAGGAGCGCUACGAGGCCUCGCUGACUCAGGCCGAACAGCAGAUGAAGCAGGUGCAGUGCGUCCAGGAGGAGCUGAAAAAGUUCAAAGACGACUGUGAGGAGUUUGAAGACUGGCUGUGUGAGGCUGAUAAAGAGAUGGAGGAGCUUGGCGCUCCUGCAGCGUCCCUCAAUAUCCUGACUGAUAAGCUCCAGCAACAGAAAAGCUUCUCGGAGGACGUCAUUUCCCACAAAGGGGAUCUCCGCUUCAUCACUAUUUCUGGACAGAAGGUGUUAGAUGCAGCUAAAGCGUGUGGCUUGGCUGAUCCUAAGAAUCCUCAGCUGCACAUAGAUACUUCAGGGACCUGCUCUGCUGUCAAGGAAAAGCUGGAUUCAGCUGCAGAUCGAUACAAAGCACUUCAUUCUCAGUGCAAUACGCUUGGCAACAACCUCAGGGAUGUUGUGGACAAAUACAAAAAGUACGAUGACACAAGCACUGACCUUUUGAAGUGGCUCAACAACUCGGAGGAUGAGGCAAGAAAGCAGCAAUCAGAAGCCAUAGCAGCUGACCUGCAGAUGCUGCAGAAACAGCUGGAGGAGACCAAGGCUUUACAAGGUCAGAUGAUGGGGCAUCAAACUGCUGUUGAGACGCUACGCAAAACUGCAGAGUCCUUAGUAACAUGCGAAGGAAACCUGUUGAGCAAUCAAGACGAGAUCCAGGAGACAGUAGACGACAUUGUGGAACGCUAUGACAACCUGUCCAAGUGCGUGACUGAUCGGAAUGAGAAGCUGCACGUUACCCUGACACGCUCCAUGAGCGUGCAGGAUGGUCUGCAUGAGAUGAUGGGAUGGAUGGAGGGAGUUGAGGCCAGUCUGAAAGAGAAUGAGUCCAUACCCUUGGACUCUGCUGUUCUUGGAGAUAUUCUCAGUAAAAAAGUGGCUUUGGAGCAGGACAUAGCAGGUCGGCAGAGCAGUAUCUCAGCCAUGAAAGAAAAGGUGAGGAAGUUUGCAGAGACGGCCGAUCCUUCCUCAGCCGUUGCUCUGCAGUCCAAGAUGGACGCUCUCUCGCAGCGCUUCUCUGAUGCUUGCGAUAAGCACAAGAAGAAGAUCUCCCAGCUGGAACAAGUGAAAGAAAAGGUCGAGCAGUUUGAAAACACUGCAGAGAAAGUUCAGCAAGUUGUUGAGAAGCGUAUGAAAGAACUGCAUGAAACAGAUGGACCAGGAAAAACCUUUAGUGAAAUGUCUCAGCUAAUGCAGAGUAUGAAAGAAGAGAUGUCUGGAUGUGAAAGUGAUAUGGAGAAGCUGAAGCAUUUGUCCAAGGAGUUGUCCGGUUUAAACUCUGAUGGAAACAAAGCAAAGCUUCAAAGCAAGAUGGACAAUCUCUCUGGCAUUUUCAAUACUUUCAAGGAUACCGCCAAGGAAAAAGAGGAAGAGCUGUCAUCCUGUCAGGACCAGCUGGGAGAGUUCAGACGUUCAGCCACUGAGCUCAACCAGUGGCUAGAAGAGACCAAUAAAAGAGUGCCUGCAGCUUUGCCAAGCAGCAGUGAGAAAAACCUGGAAAAAGACCUGCACACAGUCAACGGGCUGUUGGAGGAGUGGACAUCCAAAGGCCCUGCUGUUCAGGACCUGAACUCUAAAGGAUCCGCUCUGUGCAGCCUCAUCACUUUUAUCACAUCCCCCGCUAAAGCUAAGAUCCUCAACAAGUCAGCUCUUACUAACGGUGGUGAUCCAACGAGUCAUAUCUACCUAACCAAUAAAGAACUGAUGGGAAUCCAGCAGAACAUGACGUUUGUCAGUGAAGGAUACGCAGAGCUCGGGGAAACUCUGAAGAGCCGAGCUGAGCAGAUGAGUAAUUUGCUGCAGGAGGUCAAAGAGGCCCAAAAGGAGACGGAGGACAUGAUGACAUGGCUGAAGGACAUGAAAAACACGGCAGCGUCCUGGAACGAUGCAGCAAUGGAGAAAAAAUCUGUGAAAACACAGCUUGAGCAGCAGAAGGCGUUUGAGGAUGGCAUGAAGCAGAAGCAGGAGCAGCUCCAGAAGCUCAGAGAAAAGCUUCUGGGCUUGAUUACCACCCAUCCAAACUCCCCUGAGGCAGCAAAAUGGAAGCAGAUGCUGGCAGAAAUAGAUGCUGCCUGGGAAGAGGUCAACGGCUCUGUGGAGGAGAGGAAGCUGCACCUGGAACAGUCCAACAAGAACCUGGACAUCUUUCAAACAACAGAGAAACAACUUUGUCAGUGGCUUUCAGAGAAGGAGCUGAUGAUGAGUGUGCUUGGACCUCUGUCAGUCGACCCAAACAUGCUUAAAAUGCAGAAGCAACAAGUUCAGAUCCUGCAGAAUGAAUUCAAGAGCCGCAAACCUCAAUAUGAGCAACUUGAGGAAGCGGCUUCAGCCAUCUUGAGCUCUUCAGCCAACCAGGAGCCUUCAAGUGGAAAGCUGGUGAAGGAGCAGCUCGCCGCGGUCACCCAGAAGUGGCAAGGCCUCACGGGCCAGCUGGACCAGCGAGAUAGCCUCAUUGAUCAGGCGGUAGUGAAGACUGGGCAGUUUCAAGAGCUGCUGAAGAGCUUAAGUCACACUGCCAAUCAGCUGGAGAAUCAGCUUACCAACCAUCACACUAGUAGCACUCAGCCAGAUGCUGUGAGGAAACAGCUGGAGGAUGCUCAAAACAUCUCUGCGCAGCUGAAAGAGGAGAUGAAGAAGCUGAAGCAGGCUGAAGCCAUCAAUGCAGAGCUCUCAGCGAUGGUGACUGAGGAUUAUCUGAAGGCAGACCUGGCCAGGCAGCUGGAAAGUGUCAGCAAGCCCAUAAAACAGCUAGAAGACAAAACAGCCAAGCGGAUCAAGCAGCUGAACUUGACCUUCGCCAGCUCUCAGCAGUUCCAUCAGACCUCCAAAGACUUUGAGUCAUGGUUGGGCGAGAAGCUUCGUCAUCAGUCUGAGCCUCAGCCCAUCUCUGCCAAAGUGGAUGUACUCCAACAAACCAUAGAGGAGCACAGUAAGCUGCAGAGGGCUCUGAAGGAACAGGAAGAGGCUUACAACACAAUCAUUGGUGAAGGAGAGAGGCUUCUACACAACACUGAUGGUGCAGAGAAGUUGGCACUACAGGGGCAGCUCACUGCACUCUCCUCCAGCUGGGAUGAAGUGAAGAAGAGCUCUGCCGAGCAUGGGGACAAGCUCAAAACUGCUCUGCUGCGAUCUCAGAAGUAUCAGGAGCAUGCAGAGAAACUUAGCUCUUGGAUUCAAGACUGUGAAGCGAGUGCGGAUCAAAUCAAGCUCAUCCUUGAUCCCGUUCAAACGGAAAACUCAAUUUCCCAGGUGAAAGCGCUUCAGAGGGACGUUGACAAGCGUCGGGGGCUGGUGGAGCAACUUAACGCAGACGUGGAGAGCCUAACUGAAGUGGCCAACACAGACACUGAAGCAGCAAAAGAGGAGAAGGAAAACAUCAACAGAAGAGUGGAGAAAUUAGGCGAGGGUCUACAAACUAAAAGGGAAUCUCUGGAGAAGAUUUCUCUCACUGUUAAAGAGUUUAAUGAAACCUUCAAAGAGGCAAAGGGACAGAUUGAGGGAGCGAAGAAACAGAUGGAUUCCUAUGAAUCCAUGGGGGUUCAGGCGCACAGUAACAAAAACCUGACCAACAUGAAGGCCCAGCAGAAGAGCUUAGAGGGAGUCCAGAACCAAGUGGAGCACAUGAAGGCUUUGGCAAGGGACCUUGUAGUAGAUGUCCCAGAUGCUGAGGGAGUGACUGACCUCUUACUGCAGUCAGACAGCGUAGAAAAAGAAUAUACAAGUCUCAACAAAAAGCUUGAAGAAACAUGCCAAGAUUUGGAAAGUAAACUCCAAGGUAUUGGACAGUUUCAGAACAGCAUCCGUGAGAUGUUCACCGGCUUUACAGAGCUGGACGAUGAACUCGACAACAUGCCUCCAGUUGAUUUGGACUUAACUACACUCAAACAACAGCAAGACAAUGUUCAAAGCUUCGUGGCAAAGCUACAAGAGUUGAUGGCAAACACAGCGAAUGCUCAAGACAGCUGUAGGAAGAUGUUGGAGUCUGAAUCGUCUCCUGACCUGCUGGGCCUGAAACGAGAUCUAGAUGCUCUGAAUAAGCAGUGUGGUAAACUCUUGGACCGCGCCCAGGGCAGACAAGCCCAAGUGAAGAGCACUCUCACCAAGCUGGAGGAGCUGUAUGACAAGCUUCAUCGCGUGGAAGAUAAACUGUGCACAGCUGUGGACAAGGAAGCGUCACAGGAGGCAGUCGGCAUGGAGACGGAAGUAAUCAACCAACAGCUGGAGGCCUUUAAGGCUCUCCAGAAAGAUAACAUUGAACCCCUGCAGACGCAAAUUCAAGACAUCAACUCACUCGGACAGAGCCUGAUCCAGAACGCUGCUAAAGGCACCAGCACCAAGAAGCUUGAGGACGACCUUCAAGACACCAACCUAAAAUGGAAUACCCUCAAUAAAAAGAUUGCUGAACGAUCUGCUCAGCUGCAUGAAGCCCUGUUGCAUUGUGGGAGGUUUCAGGAUGCUCUAGAGUCCCUGCUCAGCUGGCUGACGGACACUGAGGAGCUUGUAGCCAACCAGAAACCUCCAUCCGCAGAGUUCAAAGUGGUGAAGGCACAGAUACAAGAGCAGAAGCUCUUGCAGAGACUGCUGGAUGACCGAAAGCCGACCGUGGAACUCAUAAAAAAGGAGGGCGGAAAGGUUGCAGAACUGGGAGAGUCUGUGGAUAAGGAGAAGGUUGCAAAAGAGAUUGAAGGCCUAGGGCAGAGGUGGGACACUCUGCUGAAGAAAGCUGAAAGCAGGCACAGACAGCUGGAAAGCAUCUUAGUGGUCACUCAGCAGUUCCACGAGACUCUGGAGCCUUUGAGUGAAUGGCUGGCAGCGACAGAGAAACACCUCGCCAACUCUGAGCCAAUUGGCACUGAGACUUCUAAGCUAGAGGAUCAGAUUUCUCAGCAUAAGGCUUUAGAGGAGGAGAUUAUGAAUCACAGUAAAGACUUGUUUCAGGCUGUCAGUCUGGGUCAAAUGCUCAAAACUGUGAGCUCUGUGGACGAUAAAGAGUUUGUUCAAUUCAAACUGGAAACCAUUCAGGCCGGUUAUAUAGAGCUCCAGGAGCGAUGCAGGAGGAAAGCUGACAUGCUGCACCAGGCUCUGGCAAACGCCCAGCUGUUUGGAGAGGAUGAGGUGGCCCUCAUGAACUGGCUCAACCAGGUGCACUCCAGGCUGAGCGAAGUGUCCGUGGAGGACUACAGAACAGACACGCUUGAAAAGCAACUAGCAGAACAACGGACCCUUCAAAGCGAGAUUGAACUCCAGAAGAAGAAUGUUGAUCAAGCCAUCUUUAAUGGAGUGGAGCUGCUGAAGCAAACAACAGGUGAUGAAGUUUUGACCAUCCAAGGAAAACUGGAUGGAAUAAAAUCCAAGUAUGCUGAGAUAAACUCAAUGAGCGAUGGCGUCCUGAAGACACUAGAGCGCGUUUUGAGUCUCUCCUCCAAGCUGCAGCACACUCAUGAGGACCUGAGCACCUGGCUGGACAAAGCUGAGGCUGAGAUCAGCCUUUUUGCUGAACAGGAGCCUGUUGGCGAGCAGCUUGUUCACUCUCAAAACAGGCAGAAGGCCUUGCUUAAAGAAACCAAGGACCAAAAAUCAGUGGUGGACAAGCUGAAUGAGUUGAGCGGUUCUCUCCUGGACCUGAUCCCAUGGCACACCCGAGAGGGUUUAGACAAGCUGUUGAAUGAGGAUAACGAGCGCUACAGAGCCGUGUGUGACACCAUCACCUGCCAGGUCGACCAGAUCAAUGCUGGCAUCCUUAAAUCACAGCAGUUUGGGGAAGCAGCAGAUGCUGAGCUCUCCUGGUUGACUGAGGCUGAGAGGAAGCUGCUGUCAAUGGGGGAAAUCAGGCUGGAGCAGGACCAGACAACAGCGCAGCUCCAAGCACAAAAGGUUUUCUCAAUGGACAUCAUGAGGCACAAAGAUGCCGUGGAUGAAAUAGUGAAAACAGGGAAGAUGAUCAUGAGCAGCAAAAACCCUGAGGAAAAAGCAGCUUUGAAGGCCAAGACUGAGGCCAUCUUGGAGAAAUAUGGUGUCAUCAGUCAGCUGAAUUCCGAGCGCUGCUUGCAGCUGGAGCGUGCUCAGUCUCUGGCCACACAGUUUUGGGAGACGUAUGAGGAACUAUGGCCGUGGCUUCAGGAAACCAUAAGGUCCUUUGGCCAGCUUCCUGCACCUGCCAUCGAGUUUGACACACUCAGACAACAGCAAGAAGAGCUCAGACAAAUGAGAGAGCUGAUCGCCGAGCACAAGCCACAUAUCGACAAGAUGAAUAAAACGGGGCCUCAGCUUCUUGAACUUAGCCCAGUGGAGGGAGAACCCAUCAGAGAGAAAUACACAGCUUCUGACAAACUAUACACCAAACUCAAAGCUGACGUCACACAGAGAGCUGCAACUUUAGAUGAAGCCAUCUCCAAAUCCACACAGUUCCAUGAUAAAAUCGACUCCAUGAUAGAAUCCCUGGAGCGUAUCGCGGAACGGCUCCGUAAACCUCCCUCCAUCUCAGUAGAAGUGGAGAAGAUUAAGGAGCAAAUGACUGAAAACAAGGCUGUCUCUAUGGACCUGGAGAAGCUGCAGCCCUCCUAUGAGACCCUGAAGCAGCGGGGUGAAGAGAUGAUCGCACGAUCCGAAGGACCAGACAAGGACUUAUCAGCUAAAGCCGUACAAGACAAACUGGAUCAAAUGGUCUUCCUGUGGAGUGAUAUUCAAGCUCUGCUUGAGGAGCGAGAGGGGAAGCUCCUGGAUGUGAUGGACCUGGCCGAAAAGUUCUGGUGUGACCACGGCGCUCUCAUCAUCACCAUCAAAGACAGCCAGGACCUGCUGAAGGAGCUGGAGGAACCCGGGGUGGACCCUUCUGUCGUCAAGCAGCAACAGGAAUUUGUGGAGGGAUUUAAGGAAGAGCUCGAUGGGCUGCAAGAAGAGCUUGAUGUGGUUCAAAAUCAGGGGGCGGAGCUUUUGAUGGCCUGCGGGGAGCCUGAUAAACCAGUCAUAAAGAAAAGUCUGGACGAGGUCAAUUCAGCAUGGGAAAAUCUGAGUAAGACUUGGAAGGAGAGAGUAGACCGACUGGAAGAGGCCAUGCAGGCUGCUGUGCUGUUUCAAGAUGGCUUGCAGGGGAUGUUCGACUGGGUGGAUAUUUUGGAGAGCAAACUGGAUUUAAUGUCCCCUGUAGGCACAGAUCUGGAGACGGUCAAGCAGCAAAUCGCAGAGCUCAAGGAGUUCAAAGGGGAAGCAUACCAGCUGCAGAUAGAGAUGGAGCGGCUGAACCACCAAGCGGGCCUGCUGCUGAAGAAGGUGACCGAAGAGGCUGAUCGCUGCACCAUUCAAGACCCGAUGGCCGAACUCAAGAUGCUGUGGAACAAUCUGGAUGAAAAGAUCAUCAGUCGGCAGCACAAACUGGAGGGAGGCCUCCUGGCUCUGGGACAGUUCCAGCAUGCACUGGACGAGCUGCUGGCCUGGAUGAGCCACACCGAGGAGAUGCUCAGCGAACAGAAAAAGUCUGCAGGAGACCCCAAAACCAUCGAGAUCGAGCUUGCCAAGCACAACAUACUUCAAGUUGACGUUCUGGCUCAUAAGGCGACAGUGGAGACGGUGAACAAGGCAGGAAACGAACUGGUGGAGUCCAGCGCCGGAGAAGAAGCCUCCAGCUUGAAGAGCAAACUGGAGAACCUGAACCAGAGAUGGAAAGCCAUCUUGAAGAAGACAGAGCAGAGGAAGCAGCAAUUGGAGUCUUCCCUCCUUCAGGCCCAGGGUUUCCAUGGUGAGAUAGAAGAUAUGCAGCAAUGGUUGAAAGACACAGAACGUCAGCUGUUGGCAUCAAAGGCUGUGGGAGGCUUACCAGACACGGCCCGGGAGCAGCUUAACGCCCAUCUGGAGUUGUGUUCUGCCCUCGAGUCCAAGGAGGAACUGUAUCAGGAGCUGCUCAACAAGGGCAUCCAACAGCUUGCUCUGACACCUGAGGGCUCAGACAGCACCACAGAGCAUGACCUCACAAACCUGAAGGAGAAAUGGGAAGCAGUGCAGGCCAAAGUCACUGAAAAGAAGACCAAACUAGAAGAAGCGCUGAAGUUGGCCACAGAUUUCCAUAACUCACUCCAGGACUUCAUGGCCUGGCUCACUCAGGCAGAGCAGACCCUGAACAUGGUUUCCCCUGCUUCCCUCAUACUGGAGACCAUCUUGUUUCAGAUUGAUGAGCAUAAGAUGUUUGUGACAGAGGUGAACUCCCACAGAGAGCACAUUAUUGAGCUGGACAAAGCAGGGACACAUCUGAAGUACUUCAGCCAGAAGCAGGAUGUGGUUCUGAUCAAGAACCUGCUGCUCAGCGUUCAGGGCCGCUGGGAGAAGCUGGUGCAAAAGUCUGUGGAGCGAGGCCGUCUGCUGGAUGACGCCAGAAAGAGGGCAAAGCAGUUUCAUGAAACCUUUAACAAACUGAUGGAGUGGUUGGAUGAAUCUGAGAAAACUCUGGACUCUGAAGUGGAAAUUGCCAACGAUCCAGACAAAAUCAAGACUCAACUGGCUCAGCACAAGGAAUUCCAGAAAUCUCUGGGCAGCAAGCACUCUGUGUACGACACCACCUCUCGAACAGGCCGAGCCCUGAAAGACAAGACCUCACUGCAAGAUGACCAUCAGAAGCUGGACGAUAUGCUGUGUGAGCUGAGGGACAAAUGGGACACUGUUUGUGGGAAGUCAGUUGAAAGACAAAACAAGCUGGAGGAGGCGCUCCUCUUCUCGGGUCAGUUUACAGACGCUCUCCAGGCUCUCAUCGACUGGCUCUACAAAGUGGAGCCCCAGCUUGCUGAGGACCAGCCCGUCCAUGGAGACAUAGACCUGGUUCUCAAUCUGAUAGACAACCACAAGGUUUUCCAAAAGGAGAUGGGGAAGCGGACGGUUAGCGUGCAGGCUCUCAAACGCUCAGCGAGGGAGCUGAUAGAAAACACUCACGAUGACUCCUCCUGGGUGAAAGUCCAAAUGCAGGAGCUGAGCACUCGCUGGGAGACGGUGUGCAACCUCUCUGUGUCCAAACAGGCCCGACUGGAGCAGGCUCUGUGCCAGGCAGAGGAGUUCCACUCCACAGUUCAUAUCCUGCUGGAGUGGUUGGCUGAAGCAGAACAGAGUUUGCGUUUCCAUGGCAGUCUGCCUGAUGAAGAGGAAACACUGCAGGGGCUUAUUGAACAACAUAAGGAGUUCAUGAAAAAGUUGGAGGAAAAGCGAGUAUCUCUGAAUAAAGCGACUAGCAUGGGGGAGGCCAUUAUUAGCAUCUGCCAUCCGGACUCCAUCACAACCAUCAAGCACUGGAACACCAUUAUUAAAGCCCGCUUUGAGGAGGUGCAGGCAUGGGCCAGGCAGCACCAGCAGCGUCUGAAUGUGGCCCUCAAAGAGCUGUUAGCCACUCAAGAGCUACUGGAGACUCUUCUCAAAUGGCUGCAGUGGGCCGAAGCCAACAUCAGCAAUAAAGACACGGAGCCACUUCCUCAGGAAAUUGAAGAGAUUAAAACUCUUAUAGCAGAGCAUCAGGUCUUCAUGGAAGAAAUGACCAGGAAGCAACCAGAUGUUGAUAAAAUCACCAAAACACACAAAAGGAAGGCAGCUGUAGAGCCACCGAUCCAGUCUCAGAUUCCUGUGCUGGACAAAGGAAGAACUGGAAGAAAACGCUCUCCCACUCAAACAAUGUAUGCUUCAACAACACAACCCCCCAUAGAAACCAAGAACCCACGGGUCAACCUGCUGGUCACCAAAUGGCAGCAUGUGUGGCUUUUGGCUUUGGACAGACGAAGGAAAUUGAAUGAUGCUCUGGACAGACUGGAGGAGUUGAAGGAAUUUGCCAACUUUGACUUUGAUGUGUGGCGAAAGCGUUACAUGCGAUGGAUGAACCAUAAAAAGUCUCGGGUCAUGGACUUCUUCCGCCGCAUCGACAAAGAUCAAGAUGGCAAAGUGACUCGGCAGGAGUUCAUAGAGGGUAUCUUGUCAUCAAAAUUUCCCACCAGUCGUCUGGAGAUGAGUGCCGUGGCUGACAUUUUUGACAGAGACGGUGACGGAUACAUCGACUACUACGAGUUUGUAGCCGCUCUGCAUCCCAACAAAGACGCCUACAAACCACUAACAGAUGCUGACAAGAUUGAAGAUGAGGUUACACGCCAAGUGGCAAAGUGCAAAUGUCCGAAACGAUUCCAGGUAGAGCAAAUUGGAGCAAACAAAUACAGGUUCUACCUUGGAAACCAGUUUGGUCUGGUUCACUGCUUACAUGACUCCUUAAUCGGCGAUGAGACAGUAGCAAACAGGGAAAAUCAAAAUCUUACCCCCCACCUGCACGUUGCAGUUUUGGAAAGCUGUAUUCUGUUCGGAGACUCCCAGCAGUUGCGCCUCGUGCGAAUUUUGCGCAGCACAGUGAUGGUGCGAGUGGGAGGAGGCUGGAUGGCUCUGGAUGAGUUCUUGGUGAAGAACGACCCCUGUCGUGUUCAUCACCACGGGAGCAAAAUGUUGCGCUCGGAAUCAAACUCUUCAAUUACUCAGUCUCCUAUAGGUUGGCAAAUAUCACACUUUCUCUCCUUGCUCCAUGAACCCACCAGUGCAAAAGGCAGGACCAAUAUGGAGCUGCGAGAGAAAUUCAUCCUCCCAGAAGGAACCACACAGGUGAUGGCGAGCUUCCGCUACCGAGGCCGCAGAUCUCGGCCGUCGUCCAGAGGAGCAUCUCCCAACAGGUCCACCUCCAGUCAGAGCUGCCUCAUCCCAGUGAACCAAGCAGCAAUCAACACAGCCAAGACUCCCCAACAUAUAACCCGCAAUUAUGAUAAGCCAUGGCUUACAAACAGCAAACCCUCCACUCCUCUUAAAUCAUCUGAGUCCUUUGAAAGCCAAGGUUCAUCCUCUGAGGGCACAGCAGUACAAGGCAGCAAACUGCGUCUUCCUGGUUAUCUGUCUGGCAAAGGUUUUCAGUCGGGUGAGGAGGGAACGUUGAUCAACGCUGCUGUGCUGAAAGCUCGAACACAAAUGGCUGGAGAGCCCAAGAAAAAUUCAAGCCGACCAGGAAGUAAAGCCGGAAGCAGAGGGAGCAGUCGCAGAGGAAGUGACGCCUCAGAUUUUGACAUCUCAGAUAUCCAGUCCGUGUGCUCCGAUGCAUCCGAGACCGUCGGUGAGUCCGCUCGAGGGACGCCACGAUCCUCCGCUCGCCAGCAAGCAGGCAAACCCUCCAAAAUCCCCACUCCACAAAGAAGAUCCACUCCCACGAGCAAACUGGCCAAGGUAUCCAAGCGGUAGUCAGCGGCCUUAAGA
Oryzias melastigma (Indian medaka) is the source of this 22392-nucleotide messenger RNA. It is a transcript of the gene dst, whose product is annotated as dystonin. The coding region runs from base 928 to 22377 and encodes 7149 amino acids. Gene Ontology annotation, biological process: wound healing; hemidesmosome assembly; cytoplasmic microtubule organization. The record is from RefSeq and is a predicted model, not a curated record. Gene Ontology annotation, cellular component: focal adhesion; cytoplasm; membrane. NCBI's taxonomy places the organism in Eukaryota, Metazoa, Chordata, Actinopteri, Beloniformes, Adrianichthyidae. Gene Ontology annotation, molecular function: microtubule binding; calcium ion binding; structural molecule activity. The transcript has 103 exons.